AUGCAAAAUACCAAGAAAUUAAGUGAAGAAUUUAGGGAAAAGAUAUCGGAGGUGGAAAAGGCAGCUUUUUGGUUCUCUGAACGUGGAAGUUUGGAUUUCAGUGAGAAAUCAGCCUCGGGUUUUCUAAUUUUAGAGAAGUCUGGAUAUGCAGCAGCACAGAACAGGGGAAUUAGCUCCGAUGUGACUUCCCAAGAAAUUGGAUCCAACUUAGAAAAACAGAAUCCCAGAUACUUGAGUUUCGAAAAAAGAUGUUAUAAAGUAAAAAGUUUUUUUAACGGGUUUCCCCUUUUUGUAUGGAAACUAACUUCGUUGUGGGCAUUGGAUUCUCAAGACUUUUUAUUUCGGAACUCUUGUGAAAAGUCGUCAAUUACAGUAACUUCAUCUUUCACUUUGUAGGUCUCCUCUGAUUCAUUAUCAGAAUUCACGAA
Molecule: messenger RNA, 428 nt
Organism: Rhizophagus irregularis DAOM 181602=DAOM 197198
Lineage: Eukaryota; Fungi; Glomeromycota; Glomeromycetes; Glomerales; Glomeraceae
Source: RefSeq, a predicted model, not a curated record